Messenger RNA from Fusarium subglutinans, 813 nucleotides. RefSeq lists its product as uncharacterized. Bases 1 to 813 code for a protein of 270 amino acids. NCBI's taxonomy places the organism in Eukaryota, Fungi, Ascomycota, Sordariomycetes, Hypocreales, Nectriaceae. The transcript has a single exon. The record is from RefSeq and is a predicted model, not a curated record.
AUGCCUAAAUCUCAAGCGAAGAAGAAGUCUCCUGCGAAGGGACUUGGUACCUCGAAGCCAAACACAAAAGCAGGAACACCAACCCCGUACGAGUUCAGUGGGCGUGACUCGAUCAACAUCAGCUCGUUUGACCUUGCGCAAGUCCAGGAAUCACUGGAGCAUUCCGAUGUGCCUUCGAUGCGACCGCAGCUCAAGUCGCCCAGACAAUACCCUCGUGACUUGAACCACCCCAUGGACUGGCAGCUUCUACAGCAUGAAUUCUUGAUCUCGCGCCACAAGGCUUUGAGGUCGUCAGGUAAAGCCUCCUGGAACUCUUCGCAACAGUCACUAACACCUCUAGUACAUUCUCAUCCACCCACGUUACCUGCCCUCGAACCAACUCCGAAAGCUCCCGAAACUCUCCCGCUCGAUGAAUCGGCCAGCGAUUCACGUCCCCCGUCGCCAGGCGAAAGCUCCACGGCAUCUACAAAACCCUCAGUCCCAGAAAUCCGCAUAUCCCCUCCCGAAGAAAUGUCCAAAGCCUCCCGUCAGGCACGCCCUCCGAUCGAGGACCCCGCCUACCCCUGGGAAGAAGAAGAGCUUCAGGCUCUGGAGGAUAUGCGAAACGAACAACGUCGCUUGCAUAAAGAAACCCUUGACGCGAUGGGGCAAAUGGCCUACUGGUCCUUCAGAGCGCAACGUGCUGCGAUUCGAGUCAAGAACACAAUGUGUGACCUUAGGAGCUACAUGGACGAGGUUUUGGCUGAGCAGGAGGGAGUUCAAGGCCAUGAGGAGAACGAAUGCACUGUCUUGCCUCUAUCUUUUACGAAGUGA